UUCUCACUGCUCAGACACUUGUUCAAGCACCUGUUCAUCCAUCGCCAUCUUCAACUACUACUCACCGCUGCCGUGAUCCUUCUGCCCCGCACAAUGACCUCUCCAACCAUCUACCUCAUCACCGGCGCCAACAAAGGAAUCGGUCUCGCCCUCACCCAAACCCUCCUCCUCCGCCCCAACACCACCAUCAUCGCCACCGUCCGCAACCCCGCCACGACCACCCUCCACACCCUUCCGACCUCACCCACCUCGUCUCUCAUCGUCCUCACUCUCGACGCCCAAUCCCCCACCAACACCACCACCGCCAUCCAGACCCUCAAAACCACCUACCAAAUCACACACAUCGACACCGUAAUCGCCAACGCCGGCCACUACGACGACGCCGAGUACCGCAUCGACAACGUGCCCCUUUCCACCGUGCAGCUGCACCUGGAAGUGAACACACUCGGUGUGAUCCGUCUCUUCCAGAGUACCUAUGAGCUGCUGAAGAACAGUAGCAAGCCGAUGUUCAUCACCGUGAGUAGCUUCUUGGGGAGUAUUGCGGGACUCACGGAGGAGCAUUUCCCGGGGGGCGCGUAUGGGUUGAGUAAGGCGGCGGUGAAUUGGGCGACGAGGAAGAUGCAUGUGGAAAAUGAGGGGAUGGUUUGUUUUAUUGUGCAUCCGGGAUUUGUCAAGACGGGAAUGGGGAAUGCGUGUGCGAAGAGUAUUGGGUUGGAGGAGGCUUUUACGGAGCCUCAGGAGUGUGCGGAUGCUUUGAUUAAGCUGUUCGAUGGCGCCACAAGAGAGACGGUUGGAGGUCGGUUUGUCACUUACAAAGGCCAGGAGGUUCCUUUUUGAUGCGAAACGUGCU
Aspergillus ibericus CBS 121593 is the source of this 850-nucleotide messenger RNA. RefSeq names its product SDR family oxidoreductase. Bases 94 to 837 code for a protein of 247 amino acids. The transcript is spliced from 4 exons. The record is from RefSeq and is a predicted model, not a curated record. Lineage: Eukaryota; Fungi; Ascomycota; Eurotiomycetes; Eurotiales; Aspergillaceae.